This is a messenger RNA of Lactuca saligna, 1116 nucleotides long. NCBI's taxonomy places the organism in Eukaryota, Viridiplantae, Streptophyta, Magnoliopsida, Asterales, Asteraceae. The record is from the annotation of a GenBank genome assembly.
AUGCUUGAAUUUCCAUUGGGAAGCAUUGAGUUUUCAAAACUUCCAUUCAGAACAAAAGCCGAUAAAACCUAUGGAGAAUGGACAAACCAAUUUAAAAACAAGACCAUGAUUCAUCUACAAGAGAUAAAGAUGAAGAUAGUUUCCUCAAAAAAAGCAAAUAUGAACUUCAAGAUGAAUUUUAUAGCUUUGUUAAUCAACUCUUUGUUACUUUAUGUAGCCAGUAUCAAAGUUGAGCUUAUAAAAGUUGAAAAAAAACAUCCAGUGAUCUGCCAUUAUAGUAAAAAGAAGAUGAGGAUGAGAGAAAAUUAUAAGAAAGAAGAGCUGGGAGAUUUUGGAACAGGAGAAUUGAAUGAGAAGUUCAUUGAGGAACAGUUGAAUGAGGAGGAUUAUAAAAAAAUAAUUAUGAUGAAGUUUAAGAAGCUACAAAUGUUAACCAAUAAGGGGCUUAAUCUAUUCCAUGAAAAUGUAACAUUAAAUAAUUUGAAAAAUAGUUUGGAAGAUAUUUUUGAUGAUGAUGAUGAAGAUAGUGAAGAAGAAAAAGGAAGUGAUGAUGAUGAUGAUGAUAAUGAAAAUAUUGAAGGUGGUGAAAAUGAUGAAGAAAACGAGGAUGGAGGAGGUGAAGGUGGUGAGAAUGUUAUUGGAGAGGAAAGUGAGGAAGAAAACAAAGAUAAUGGAAGUGAAGGAUGUGAUAACGUUAUAGGAGGAGUGGAAAACAAAUCAGAAAAGAAUAAUGAAGAAGGGAAAAAUAAUGAACGAGGAGGAGAAAAAAAUGAGGAAGAAGACAAGGAUACGGAACUGAAAGCGGUGAUAACAUUACAUGAGAAGGAAAACGAAGCAGAAAAGAAUAAUGAAGGAGGGCCAGAUGUUGAAGAAGAAGGUUUUGGUGGAAAUGUACAUGAAGAAGUUGGACAAAAAGUGUUGACGAUAAGGGAAAAAAAUGUUCAAAAAACUCGUGUAGAGGGUAACAAUCUAGAUGGGAAUAAUGCUGAAACGGGAGAAGGAAAAAAUGGAGAACUAACACAAAAUGUAGAAGGAGGAGAGGGAAGGAAUCUGGAGGAUAAGAAAACUGUGGAGGGGAAGAAUCUGGAAGUUAAGAAUACUGAUAAAGACAAAUGA